Molecule: messenger RNA, 1917 nt
Organism: Puma concolor (puma)
Lineage: Eukaryota; Metazoa; Chordata; Mammalia; Carnivora; Felidae
Source: RefSeq, a predicted model, not a curated record
AUGGAGAGCGAGCGCGACAUGUACCGCCAGUUCCAGGACUGGUGCCUCAGGACUUACGGGGACUCAGGCAAGACCAAGACGGUGACCCGUAAGAAAUACGAGCGGAUCGUCCAGCUCCUCAACGGCUCCGAGUCGAGCUCCACGGACAACGCCAAAUUUAAAUUCUGGGUCAAAUCGAAGGGCUUCCAGCUGGGCCAGCCGGACGAGGUCCGCGGGGGCGGCGGCUGUGCCAAGCAAGUGCUUUACGUGCCGGUCAAGACCACGGACUUGGUGGGCCCUGAAAAGGAGUUUGGAUUGAGAAGGUUAAUGUGAUUAGAAGAUUUCUUUGACAUUAUCUAUUCGAUGCAUGUGGAAACAGGGCCAAAUGGAGAACAAAUUCGGAAACAUGCUGGACAAAAGAGAACUUACAAAGCAAUUUCAGAGAGCUAUGCCUUCUUACCAAGAGAAGCGGUGACACGGUUUCUAAUGAGCUGCUCAGAGUGCCAGAAAAGAAUGCAUUUAAACCCAGAUGGAACAGAUCACAAAGAUAAUGGAAAACCUCCGACUUUGGUGACCAGCAUGAUCGACUACAACAUGCCAAUUACCAUGGCCUACAUGAAGCACAUGAAGUUGCAGCUGCUGAACUCACAGCAAGAUGAGGAUGAAAGUUCAAUAGAAAGCGAUGAAUUUGAUAUGAGCGAUUCAACACGGAUGUCAGCCGUGAACUCUGAUCUUAGCUCCAAUCUUGAGGAGAGAAUGCAGAGUCCUCAGGCUCUUCAUGGGCAGCAAGAUGAUGAUUCUGCUGCAGAGAGCUUUAAUGGCAAUGAAACUCUGGGGCACAGUUCAAUUGCUUCAGGGGGAACACACAGCAGGGAUAUGGGUGACUCCAAUGGCGAUGGCAAAACUGGGCUGGAGCAGGACGAGCAGCCACUGAACCUGAGUGACAGCCCCCUCUCCGCUCAGCUGACUUCGGAAUACAGAAUAGAUGAUCAUAGCAGUAAUGGAAAAAACAAAUAUAAGAAUCUUCUGAUUUCUGACCUCAAGAUGGAACAAGAGACGAGAGAAAAUGGAAGCAAGUCUCCCGCACACAGCUACUCAAGCUACGACUCUGGCAAAAAUGAGAGUGUAGACCGAGGUGCCGAGGACCUGUCUCUAAACAGGGGCGAUGAGGAUGAAGACGACCACGAUGACCACGACGAUUCUGAGAAAGUUAACGAGACUGAUGGCGUUGAGGCAGAGCGGCUGAAAGCUUUCAAUAUGUUUGUCAGGCUGUUUGUAGAUGAAAACUUGGACCGAAUGGUCCCAAUCUCUAAGCAGCCCAAAGAAAAGAUCCAGGCUAUCAUUGACUCAUGCAGGCGACAGUUCCCUGAGUAUCAAGAGCGUGCCAGAAAACGUAUACGUACUUACCUCAAGUCCUGCAGGCGGAUGAAAAGAAGUGGUUUUGAGAUGUCUCGACCUAUUCCUUCCCACCUGACUUCAGCAGUUGCAGAGAGUAUCUUGGCUUCAGCCUGUGAGAGUGAGAGCAGAAAUGCCGCCAAGAGGAUGCGCCUGGACAGACAACAGGACGAAUCUACCCCAGCUGACAAACAGUGUAAACCAGAGGCGGCCCAGGCCACUUACUCAACCUCAGCUGUUUCAGGCUCCCAGGAGGUGUUGUACAUCAACGGCAAUGGGACCUACAGUUACCAUAGUUACAGAGGUCUAGGAGGGGGACUGCUUAAUCUGAAUGAUGCUUCCAGUAGUGGACCCACCGAUCUCAGCAUGAAGAGGCAGUUGGCGACUAGCUCAGGAUCCUCCAGCAGUUCAAGCUCCAGACCCCAGCUGAGUCCAACCGAAAUCAAUGCCGUGAGACAGCUCGUUGCAGGAUAUCGAGAAUCAGCUGCAUUUUUAUUGCGUUCUGCAGAUGAACUGGAAAAUCUUAUUUUACAACAGAACUGA